Messenger RNA from Mytilus trossulus (common blue mussel), 1107 nucleotides. RefSeq names its product zinc finger protein 239-like. The transcript is spliced from 2 exons. Gene Ontology annotation, molecular function: RNA polymerase II cis-regulatory region sequence-specific DNA binding; DNA-binding transcription factor activity. Gene Ontology annotation, biological process: regulation of transcription by RNA polymerase II. Bases 1 to 1107 code for a protein of 368 amino acids. NCBI's taxonomy places the organism in Eukaryota, Metazoa, Mollusca, Bivalvia, Mytilida, Mytilidae. The record is from RefSeq and is a predicted model, not a curated record.
AUGUAUGGUAUAGAGGAUUUAGCAAAAAUCGACGAUAAUCCACACGAAAGAACACAUACGGAAGAUAAACUACACGAAUGUGAUGUUACUUCGAGAGAAUUUGUUCAAGGUAGCAACUUAAAGAGAUAUGCGAGAACACAUACUGGUGACAAACCACAUGACUGUGAUGUUAGUUCGAGAGAACGUGUUCAAGGUAGCGACUUAAAGAGACACGCGAUAACACAUACUGAAGAUAAACCACAUGACUGUGAUGUUACUUCGAGAGAAUGUGUUCAAGGCGAUAAACCUUAUAGCUGUGAUGUUUGUUCGAGAGAAUUUGUUCAAGGUAGCGACUUAAAGAGACAUCAACGAAUACAUACAGGCGAUAAACCUUAUAGCUGUGAUGAAUGUGGUAAAAGGUUCAGUCGACAAUAUAAUUUACAGAGACACGUGAGAACACAUACACGUAACUUAAAGAGUCACAUGAGAAUACAUACAGGCGAUAAACCUUAUAAAUAUGGUGUAUGUGGUACAACGUUUAGUCAUCGUUAUAGUUUACAGACCCACAUGAGAACUCAUAUAGGUGGUAGACCGCAUGUCUGUGAUGUAUGUGGUAAAGGUUUCAUUCAGCUUAGUAGCUUAAAGAGACAUAUGAUAACACAUACAGGUGAUAAUCCUUAUGGCUGUGAUGUAUGGGGUAAAGGUUUCAAUCAGCUUAGUAGUUUAAAGACACACAUGAGAACUCAUACAGGUGGUAGACCGCAUGUCUGUGAUGUAUGUGGUAAAGGGUUCAAUCAUCGUUUAAGUUUACAAAGACACAUGAUAAUACAUACAGGUGAUAAACCUUAUGACUGUGAUGUAUGUGGUAAAGGGUUUAGUCAGCUUUGUAGUUUAAAGAGACAUAUGAUAACACAUACAGGUGGUAGACCGCAUGUCUGUGAUGUAUGUGGUAAAGGGUUCAGUCAGCUUAGUAGUUUAAAGAGACAUAUGAUAACACAUACAAGUAAUAAACCUAAUAACUGUGAUGACAAACCGCAUGUUUGUGAUGUAUGUGGUAAAAGGUUCAGUCAGCUUAGUGGUUUACAAAGACACAUGAAAAUUCAUACAGGUGACAAACAACGUGACUGA